Ceratitis capitata (Mediterranean fruit fly) is the source of this 2890-nucleotide messenger RNA. RefSeq lists its product as uncharacterized. The transcript is spliced from 3 exons. Lineage: Eukaryota; Metazoa; Arthropoda; Insecta; Diptera; Tephritidae. The coding region runs from base 207 to 2642 and encodes 811 amino acids. The record is from RefSeq and is a predicted model, not a curated record.
UUACAUUAUGCAGUUUUACACAAAUUUUAUUAGCUGUUAAAAUUAGCUUGUGUUUAUCAAUAAAAUUACUAAUUGUCACCAAAUUUAUCAAAUUUAAGUGCAAUAUUGAUCCAGCCUCUUCUUAUUGCGUAUUUAUUAAUCAUUUUUAAUAAUUCAAAAGGACCAUUUUAUACAAAUCCACAAGUUUAAAAUAAAAUUCGCUCAACAUGUUUUCCGGCAUGAAACGUGCAACCAGAUUGGAAGCACAGAACACGAAACGUAAUCGUCGCAUAAUUGAGGAAUUCGUAAAGAGUGUUGACGUGCCAAACUGGUAUCGUGGUUUGUCAUCAUUUCAGAUAUCGGCCGCCUAUCAAUUACAUUAUGCCAUACGUGAUGACCUUGAACAGGGUACAACCGAUCGUGUUAUGCAUUUGAUUAAUCACCUUGGCCUACGACCAUCUAUAAGUAAACAAAAUAUUCAAUUUAUGAUGUUUCUAAGUGGUGGCAAUGAUUUGGCUUUUUUAUGGUUCAUCAAAGAAUUAUUCUACAAAUCCGAUGGCCAAGAUUAUAAUCUUAACGAACAAUUAAUUUUAUCAAGUAUUGCACAUUUAGACACAUUAUAUACACUGCGUGGUUUGGAUAGCAUACUGCCACCGGAGCAGCCAACAAAAGAAGAAAUUCGUCGUAUGGCCCGACAGAAAAUUGCUAAACAAAAAUUACAAUUCCAGGCGACUGAAAUUGAAGAAAGAACGGUGAAUAGCGUUAAAGUGCAUUACAAACUGCCAUAUUUUGAUGAGUUGGUACGACCACGACCUUAUCAUAAUUGUUUAACAGCAUAUCCACCGACUUAUCAAACUAAAAUGAUAUUCGAAGAUGUACUUCGCGACCCGAAUCAUGUAAUACCGAAUGCAAACAAUCGCUGGUUCGCUGAUUAUCAGUUGCAUCCCGGCAAGAAGACGGGUGUGGAAAUGUUAAAUGAAAAAAUGGAUGCAAUUUUUGAGUCGAAAUUCCCUAGACAAUCGCUGAUGCUUCAGAAUGUAUUUAACAAACACUUUUUGAACGUGUUAGAGCCAAAAUUUUCAAAUGACGAUGACAAAAUGAAAAGGAAUUUAUGUCUACACCAUAAGACCUUAGCGGAAAUGGAGAUACGAAUCGAGCAUGAAUUACGAAUGAGAGCGCGUGACAAAUGUAUGAAAUAUUUUGAUGCCGAAACGCCGAAAAAAGAGGAACGCAUUGCACGCAUACGCCAGCAGAUUGAGAAAGACGUUAAUGAGCGUGUGAAACAAUUUAAGCGUUUAGCUGAUCGGACGCGCAGUCACCUAGAUCUUUGGUCUAAAUCAUAUGACGACAUGGGAACGUGCAGCUCAAUUGAAACUAUCGACGGUGAUAAUAAGAAUUGUGAUCGUUUAAGUGGCGGCCUACAACAUACGAGUAGAUGGUCGGCAUCCACAUGCCGAAGUCAAAGUUAUUUAACACAAAAUGAUUAUACUUCUGGCUAUCAAAGUGAUUUAAGAUGUGAAAAUUAUAGAAACAACUCCUCUGUGACUGAAAAAAAAUAUCUCAAAUACAAUAUUGGCGAUUGUUUCAAUCUUAACGCGGAAACGAGGGUAAAAUGUUGUAAGGAAUGUAAAGGUCUAGCAGAAACUACGCGGCGCCAACGCUCUCCACGCAACGUUUCUAAAGUACAACGUGCUCGUGAAAUAUUACAUCGGACGCCAUGCGAUUGUGGCUAUAAUUAUGUAAAGAAAUACGAUUAUGGCCAUUCAGAAAAGGCGCCUUACGAAGCUGAAGAAUACUUCCGCGCGCCGGAUACAAAUCGUCCCUACAUGUUUGACUAUCCGAAAGUAUUUGACAACCGGGAUCCGCGCAAGGAGCACAGCCGCAUGAAUGUGCAAAAAACAUUUCUUAAAGUUAUAAAUAGUGAUUUAAAUUUAGAUAAAAAUGAUCCGAAAGCACCGCAAAAUCUUGAUGAAGCCGUAAAAGAAUAUGCGAAAAAAAUAUUCAAAGAAGGUGUAAUAGAGAAAAAUAUUGAACUUGCCGAACAGGAAGAAUUGGAGAAAAAUAGACGACGAUAUGCAUUUUUGGAUGUUGAAAUGGAUUAUUAUGAUCCAGAUGAUCGUAAAUUAAUGCAAGGUAUGCUCAAAAAUGCACUCGACCAUUUGGCUAAAGAUCCGAAAUAUGUAUUAGCUUCUAUGCCGGAUGCGCAUAAGCUGCCUUCGCUACUUGCUUGGAUGGAGACACGUUACGGUAAAACGUAUACGCGUGAGCAGUUACGUAACGUGCACAUUGCAUCUGCGCCCACAUUCCACGCUUUGAAACAAAUGACCGUAGACGUUAUGAUGCCCUCAGCUAAAAAUCUAGGCGAUGCCAUAUUUGUUAAUUAUAACUGCAGAGAUUAUCUCAUGAAAAAGACCGAAAAGCUGCGUAAUGACUAUUAUAAAAAAGUGAACGAUUCCAUUAUGGCUCAAUCGCGUGCUUUCUACUUGGCAAUUAAGCCGUAUGUAGGUAAUCAUCCCCGACAUACCUUCUUCGCGUAUAUGCCCUCGCGUGAAGCGGAUAUUCAACAUUUUCGUAUUUGGCGUCCACACGAGCAUAUGCCGGCCAAGGAUGAGUUCUUCAAGCGGAAAUGUCGUGCUAUCAGACUGGCGAACCGAUUCUAUUAAGUUUAGUCGCAUUUUCGGUUUGGGAUGUAGUGUUGUAAGCGUAAAGAAUGUUAAACGAAUUAAUGUUUAUACUCUUGUUGUUUGGUAUGGUAUGGUGUGUGCAGCGAAAAAAUUAUAUCGUGUGACGUACAUAUAGAAUUUUGCAUUAAUUUUGACAAUAACGCGUCUAGUAGUCAAUCACAAUUGUUGCACAAUUGUUUAUCUUAUCAGAAAUUUUUGCUCAAAAUUAAAGAAAUGAAAUAAUUUAA